Molecule: messenger RNA, 387 nt
Organism: Hipposideros armiger (great roundleaf bat)
Lineage: Eukaryota; Metazoa; Chordata; Mammalia; Chiroptera; Hipposideridae
Gene: PATE1
Product: prostate and testis expressed 1
Exons: 3
Coding region: 1-387 (128 amino acids)
Source: RefSeq, a predicted model, not a curated record
AUGGACAAGGCCCUCCUGCUGGGACUCCCUGUCCUCCUCUGCUGCUUUAGAGGUAAGUCCCUCGGGUUGACCAUUGGAGAGAUGUGUCUGCUCUCACUUCUAUUUCCCUCCUCUCUGGCCCAAAUUAUAGAAAUUAUUCAGUGUAGGACGUGCCACAUCCAGUUUCCAGGAGAGAAGUGUUCCAGAGGCAGAGGAGUAUGUACUGCAACAGCGAAUGAGGCUUGCACAAUUGGGAAGAUUUUCAAAAAUGAUGGUACUCUCUGGUUAACCUUCCUGGGCUGCCUAAGGAGCUGUGCUAAUGUGAACAACAUAAAAUGGAGUACCUAUUUUGUGAACCUCAGGUGUUGCAGAAGCAAUGACUUGUGCAAUGAUCUUGGGGAUGUUUGA